Messenger RNA from Porites lobata, 2075 nucleotides. The record is from the annotation of a GenBank genome assembly. NCBI's taxonomy places the organism in Eukaryota, Metazoa, Cnidaria, Anthozoa, Scleractinia, Poritidae.
AUGGCUUUGCCGGCAAAUGCCCAAGAAGGUAGCGGCACAGCUGAAGGCAUAUAUUUAAAAAGUGAGAAAGACAGUGCUACUGUAUGUACUUGGCAAGCGAAGUUAAGAGGAUCAACGAACAAGUUUGUUGGCUAUGUUGGAUCAGUUGAGGAAGCCAUGACUGUAAUAAGACAAUAUGAACUGGAAACAACAACAAAAUUCUCUUGUUUUAAAUCAGACAAAAUGUUUGGUGCUGGAGGUAAGAUAAUUAUGAAGCAACAAAAUUAUGCACUUAUCGACUGAAAGCCGACCCCCCACCCCCGGGACAAGGUGGGAAAACAAAGGGUGUUCGAUAAAAUUUGACAGCAUGUUUUGCCGUUGGGGGGUGGGGAUUUCUCAAGAUUUGCCACGUUUUAUUUUUCUCCUACAGGACUGUAGGUGGGGGCUUUAAAAGUUUAAGUGCCCCCUCAUGGGGGUUAAUCACCAUUGUAGUUGACAUGAAGUCAAAUUCCCACCCUGUCCUGGGGGUGGGGGAGGGGGGAUUUCAGUUGAUAAGUGCAUAAACAAUAAGUUGGUCAUAAAAAAAUUCUUGAAUCUGAUUGGUUAUCAGCAGCUAUGAUUUUAGCAGUGCAGUGUAACAUAAUAGGGUUAAGAAUGCUGGAGUAGAAUGCGGUGUAGCUUGCACACCAGAUUACAAUCAAAAGAUUAUAAUAAACAAUGCUGUGAUCUUAGAAAUUUUUCUUUUGUUGGGGGAGAAAUAUGCUGGAGUAGAAUGUGCAUAUUCUAAACACAGUGGUAUUCAUGGCAUGAACAAUUUAUGAAUCAAAGACAUGAAAUACCGUAAAAUUCCGAAAAUAAGCCCCGGGGCUAAUAUUUUUCAAAGGCCCUUUUUGAGGGGCUUGUUUUUAGAGGGGCUUAUAUUCGGAGGGGCUUAUAUACGGAGGGAAAUUUGCGUUUCAAAAUCGAUUGGGCUAACCUUAUAGUUGGAAGUAAAUUUACCGUUUUUGCUUUGUUUUAUUUUGUAUUUGAGGGCAAUUUUCCAAGUACAAGCCCCCGGGGGGCUUAUAUUUGGAGGGGCGAUUUUACGGAGGGUUUUUAGCGUUACCAGUUUGGGGGGCUUAUAUUUGGAGGGGCUUACGGUAUCUUGAAAUCUAUGUUUGACUGAGUACUAUCUGCAAAGGGUGCAUGUAAUACAUUGGCUUGACUGUGGUGUAGGUUGCAUACCAGAUUACAAUCAAAAUUAUAAUAAACAAGGCUAUGCUCUAAGAAAAAAAAUUCGGGGAGCCCAAAACACUAAACCUUUGACAUUCUGGCUGCCCAGCAUAGUAAUUUUGGGCAAAAACUAAGAUUGCCUUCUUGCCGAAAAGCAACAGUAAAUCACCAGGGGCCUCUGAGGACUGCUAGAGUACAGCCCUAAUAAACAUAAUACAGACUUUCCUUGUUUCCAUGACACAGAUCCCUUUGCCAAGCAAAGAAAAGUCUAUUUCAAAGAUGACAAAAUUCCAUUUGAUGGAGUACCAUUCAGUAUAAUUGGCACCAAGGUAUUUGACUGCCAACAUGGACCAGACAGGAAAAAGUCAUUUAAAGCGAGACAUUCUGAAGAGAAGGUAUGUUGGUUAUGACUAAAAAAUAUCUGCAUUUUUACUUCACAGCCACAGCCUUUUUGGUGCUUUUAGCACUAAACUGUAAGGAAUCUAUAAUAUUAAUCUUCUAACUACAGGUUGAUGAUCACUCAUUCAAAAGGAGGAGGUUUCUACCUCAAGACACAAUGAAGUUUGGCUGCCCUGCAAGUAUUCGUUUAUCAGAAGUCAUAAAGUAUUGCAAUUACAAGGUACAAAACCACCAUCACAAUACUGAUAAUAGCAAUUGACAUUAUACUUCCGCUCAGUAAAAUACAUCCCUUCAUUUCAUAACUUAUUACUGUCUUUUAACUCUAUUAGAUCAGGGAUGACACAGAAAGACUAAGAAGGGACAUGUCCAAAAAGCUGAAGACUGAUAUAACCAGCGGACAGAAACCCCAAGUGGAACGCAGAAUUUAUAUCCAAUUACCAAAGGAGGAUGAACACAAAGAUCACAUCACUGGAGAGGUCUGUUGA